Messenger RNA from Pygocentrus nattereri (red-bellied piranha), 2136 nucleotides. It is a transcript of the gene dpep2, whose product is annotated as dipeptidase 2. Bases 160 to 1449 code for a protein of 429 amino acids. The transcript has 10 exons. Gene Ontology annotation, molecular function: metallodipeptidase activity. NCBI's taxonomy places the organism in Eukaryota, Metazoa, Chordata, Actinopteri, Characiformes, Serrasalmidae. The record is from RefSeq and is a predicted model, not a curated record. Gene Ontology annotation, biological process: proteolysis.
ACACACUCUUCUCACUGAAGUUCCACUAAUGCACCGUUUGAAUUAGUCCAGUGCUCAGCCGUGUGCUGUCACUCUUCUUCUUCUGUCAUGCAGGCUUAAUGAACUGUGGCUGUUUUUGUGUGUACUGGCUCUUUAGCACUGUGAUGAAAACUGAAGAGCAUGUUUUCCCAAAAAGGAUUUAGCAUCUACCGGCUGUGUCUUGUGUCUAUUUUCCUCGUCCUUUUCCAUGGAAUGCCGUCUUCUUCCAGCUUUUCCAGAAGAACCUUGGAGCUGAUGUCAAAAUAUCCACUGAUAGAUGGCCAUAAUGACCUUGCUCUGCGACUCAGGAUGCAGAAAAACAGCUUGAGCCAAAUUAAUUUGUACAACUACACCAAAGCGGCAACCAAUAUUAACAGACUUAGAGCUGCUCAUGUUGGAGGACAGGUAAUAUUUGCGGCGUAUGUGAUGUGUACGGCUCAGGACAUGGAUGCGGUCAGGCUGACCCUGGAACAGAUUGAUUUGAUACGGCGUAUGUGUGACCAGUACCCAGAGCUAGAGCUGGCUACCACAGCAGAAGCUAUGAGGAACACAACAAAGAUCGCCUGUCUGAUCAGCAUAGAAGGAGGUCAUUCAAUUGACAGCAGUCUCGCAGCAUUGCGCAUGUUCUACGUACUUGGAGUGCGAUCGAUGUCCCUCACUCACAACUGCAACACACCUUGGGCAGAGACCUCUUCUGUUUUUUACUCCUACUAUAAGAGAGAAAUCAACGGCUUGACAGACUUCGGUAAGGCAGUGGUGGAUGAGAUGAACAGGCUGGGGAUGCUGAUUGAUCUGUCUCAUACUUCAUUGGCUACAGCACGUGAAGUGUUGCAACGUUCCAGAGCUCCUAUCAUUUUCAGCCACUCCUCCUCCUACACCAUCUGCAACCACAGCCGCAACGUUCCCGAUGACAUACUUCUGAUGCUGAAAAAGAAUGGAGGGCUCAUCAUGGUGAACUUCCACAAUGGUUUCAUAGCAUGUGGAGGACAAGGAAACGUCUCCACUGUUGCCAACCAUUUUGAUCAUCUAAAGCAUGUAUUAGGAGCAGAACACAUUGGCAUUGGAAGUGAUUAUGAUGGGGCCACUGGAUUUCCUGAAGGCCUGGAGGAUGUCUCUAAGUACCCUGCUCUGAUAGCUGAAUUGCUGUCAAGGAGCUGGAGUGAGGCAGAGUUGGCGGGCGUGUUGAGGCUCAACUUCCUCAGGGUGUUUGACAAAGUAGAGGAGGUACGUGAUACACUACGCAACACUCCCCCCAGCGAAGUUCAGAUACCAUUUGCAGAAGCCAAUAACUCCUGUCGUGUGGAGCUGAAGCCUCCAGUCAUCCCCCAAAUGAGGAAUGAUUUCAGUGUGCAUGGACAUUCUCCUUUACUGUCAGUGAGUGCUUUGUUUUGGGCUGUUCUCCCACUUCACUAUCUUCUGCUGCACUGGUAAAGCAACAAAGUAAUUUCAGUGUAUUUAUGAGGGAUCUACAUAGGUAUGCUAAUCAAUCAAACCUAAAUGUGUAGCAUGUAAAUGUUAUAGCAUGCCAAAGAAACAUCAACUCAACUGGAGUGUUCCAUCCAUUUGCCUCUGAAUAUGAGAGUUAGAGGGUUUUGGUAUCACUGUUGACUGACUGUCAAUUUCCAUUGGCCUCUUUUAUGUAUUCAGACUUUUUGAUAACAGGCAAACUAGGGUUGCAACAAUAUGCAAAUUUCAUAAUAUGACAUGCAUUGCCAUUUUUGCAUCACAAUAUAUUUCAGCACAGAAUUUGAACAAAAAUGGUAACAUAACUUUUACUUUUAUCUGGGCUACUUUUUUGUUAAUUUCCAAAAUUUUAUUUUUUUCCCAUAGUUCCCACUGUUGUCCCACAAAGACAACAGUGCUUGUUGAAGAGAUAAUUGACACAAGUCAUUUUCUCAGAACAGCAAAUGUUUAAGAUGUAUAUUACAUGUUGCAUCUGUGUUUGGCAAAAACAUGUUAUUGUGGCUCAGAAAAUGAAAAGAAAAAUCAAAAAAUGUAAAUUAUAAGGCCAAAUCAGAAGGUAAAUGAACUGAGCAUUUACAACCCCACUUCCAAUGAAGUUGGGACGUUGAAUACACUACAAAGACAAGAUAUUUAAUGUUCAAAUGAAUAAACUUU